UUUUCAUCCGGCGGCGCCCAGGGCCUCGGCGACACGGAUGGCACCAGUCGGAGACGGACUUUGGCACGAGAGCCACGCUUGGGAGGCCUCGCCGGCACGAUGCGGGUUCUCACCAUCGCCGUCACCAUCGCCUUCCUCCACCACGCCGCGCAGCCAUCGGUAUGGGCUCACGCAGGAGGCUCACAGGGCGACCGCUGGGCCCAGGAGUUCUGCAAGGCGUCCUUCUGCGGGAUCAUGUCGUCCUCCAAGUGGGAACUCUGCUGCGAGGGACACGGCGAGUGCUGCGCGUACCUCCAGCUCGAGGCCGGGGGUGGAGGUUCUUCCGAGAGAGUGUCUUCCUCCAGCAAACAUAACUCGGGAUCCUCAUACACUCACGGGGUCCAGCCACCACCCACGGGACCCCAACAGCUGCCUAAACCCCAGCGCCUCUCCAGCCAUCCCCAGCCUCCGUCCUUCCGCCCACUGUCCCAACCAAAACCCCCUUCUAUCCGGCCUCCCCCGCCUUCUAUCCGGCCCGACCCCCCUUCUACCCGGUCUCACCCCCCUUCUAGCCAACCCUACCCCCCUUCUAGCCAACCUCACCCCCCUUCUAGCCACCCUCACCCCCCUUCUAGCCAACCCCACCCCCUCAGCCAUCCCGAACCCCCUCCAGGUCGCCUCCCGAGUCGCCCUCACUUCCAGAGGUUCGAGACGGGGCGAAGGGGCCUCAAGAAAGCGAGCUCGAAGCCUCGAAAGGUCACGGCGCAGGAUUCGACUAGUUUGCUCGUAGCGCCGGAGCAGUUGUCGGACAACGAGGUGUAUAGCGCCCCAGCCCCCAAAACGAAGGACCGAUGGGGGGAAGAGUUCUGCAGAGUCUCCUACUGUGGCAUCAUGCCCUCGGUCAAGUGGCAACACUGCUGUGAGAACUUCGGCCAGUGCUGCGUGUAUCUUCUGCUGGCGAAACCCAAGGACCUUAAAAGUCCAUUUGCUUUCCAAGAGAUAGCAACAGUUACUCAACCCAAGAGGAAGUUCGAAUACGGCUUCUCCCACCGCCCACAACACGCCCCAGGUUCCUCCAAGGCUCAAGACAACCGACUGAAGACGUUCCUGUAUUCCCCGCAAGAAAAACCGGUGCAGACGGCCCCCAGCACUCCUAAGGCAGCCAUCAAACACGUCACGACAAGUUCCGGACCUGUCGUGGUCAAGCAGCCGUUCAGACCCCAGAGACAGGCUUCUUAUUACAACGAGGUCUAUGCGAUGGAGGGAGACAAGUGGGGCCGCGAAUACUGCAGGACCUCCUACUGCUCCAUCAUGCCCUCCUCCAAGUGGGCCCACUGCUGCGACAACUACAGGAAGUGCUGUGCCUAUGUCCACCAUACGCAGGACAAGGACAUGAAAAAUCCCUUUGCUUACGAAGAGAUUUCGAUUUUUAGCAUCCCGUUGAGGCCGCCAAGAAUUCGCCCCAUACCCCGAGUGAGCCCGAAGGAGGUGCAGGCCGACGAACCCCAGGCGAGCACCCACCGACCCACAGGCACAGACCAGCUCCCUUCCGAAGGACCCCAACCCCCACCAGAGGCAGCAGAGACCCCACAGGGCAGCCCCGCCCCGAAACCCCAACCCUGGCGAGACCACAAGCCCGACAAUUAUACCGCGGGACCCGAGACACCGAAGGACCGAACCCGAGACAGCUCCUCCGCACUCCCGACGCCCCAAGAACAGACGCCAGACGACCCCCAGCCUGCAGAGGAUCGCCGUCUCAGAUACGACGUCGACCGAGGGACGCCCGAAGAAGGGACGGAGUCUUCUCCUAUCGUCGUCCCUCUCCCUUCGGAAACGCCUGUCCUCGAUCGGGCCUUGGACACCUUCAACGACGUUGUUGCCAAAGAAGAAGCGCGGACGCUGCAGGCCGAGAUACUGCGCCAUUCUCUCCCCGGAACAGUGGCGAUCCUGCUGCUCACGGUACAGGCAGUGCUGCGCCUACGCCCGCUAUCUGGAGCCGAGAGGCCCCUUUCAUUUCGAAGAGGACCCCGCGAAAAUCCACUGAUCUCAACAUAGAGGUUUAACACACGUUGGCAUAGGUGGUAUUCCAGUUCAGAUAUAUUAUAUGGUAUAUAGAUAUUUAUUUAAUAGUAUAUAUAUAUAAAGAAGUGAUACCAUAAAUUCCAAGGGCCAUUGCUUAGCUCGUGUAUUAUGCAAUAUGACUGAAUGUUAUAACUUUGAGAGUGAGGUAUUAUAUAUUGAAGUCUACCAAGUAAUAUGUCGUUUUCUAUUAAAAAAAAAUGUUAACCAAGAUUAUUUUCAUUAAAGAAUAUUACACUGUUAAGAAAACAGUUCAUUGGUUAGAUAUGACAAGUUAUUACCGGUCACUGCAUUCAUAUAUUGUAAGUACAAAAUAAAAAUCAAAUAUAUAUAUAUGUAUAAAAA
Molecule: messenger RNA, 2403 nt
Organism: Penaeus indicus
Lineage: Eukaryota; Metazoa; Arthropoda; Malacostraca; Decapoda; Penaeidae
Product: mediator of DNA damage checkpoint protein 1-like
Exons: 13
Coding region: 100-2034 (644 amino acids)
Source: RefSeq, a predicted model, not a curated record